Caenorhabditis sp. 36 PRJEB53466 is the source of this 2702-nucleotide messenger RNA. The record is from the annotation of a GenBank genome assembly. Lineage: Eukaryota; Metazoa; Nematoda; Chromadorea; Rhabditida; Rhabditidae.
AUGAUUCGGGAUUCAACUUCUUCAACUUUAAGAUUUAUCCCCAACUAUUCAACGGUCACUUGCUGUAAAAGUGAGACUGAAAGUGCCUUAAUUGGAAAAAGUAUGACUAGAUGUUCAGCGCCCAGAGAAAUUAGUGUCAGGUUAGACAAUCAACCUUCAAACCCCCAUCCUUAACUGCAUCACUAAUGUGUAUCAAUUUUUCAGUGAAGAAACGACAGAAAAAAGCGGAAGGAAGAGCCCGAAAUCGCCGAUUGAUCCUAAGAAGUUACCUAAAGUCCCUGCGUGCUGCCGAAAUGGCGAUGAGUGCACGGUGGCCGGGAACUGUGUAUGCAAACCACCAAAGCCUACCGGACCCAAUGAUGCCAACCAAAACCCGACAAGCUCCAGAGAGACCUAUGAUGUUUUUCUGGGUGGAUCGUGUGGAACCACAGUUUGGCGCCGGCAAUCCGUUAUUCCAUUUCUGAAAAAGCGCGGGAUCACUUAUUAUGAUCCGCAGAGAAGCUUCUGGAGCGAAAAUAUGAUUUAUGAGGAGUCGAUCGCCAAAGAGGUAUGAUUAGCUGAUCAUCUUAUCAGCACAACAUCCGUGCAUAGCUGUAAAAUCCUAUUUUUCAGAGCUCAUCGCUGUUUCUCUUCGUCAUUGAUCCGGCUACAGUAAAUGCUACCAGCUUUCUGGAGAUUGCCUACUUUGCCGCAAGAAAAUCGCCUAAACUUGUUGUUGUCUUCCUAGGGAAAACUGAAUGGGCCGAGAAAGCACACCCCGAAGACCUUCCCGACCGAAAUCGGACUUGCCAGCUCCUUGACCGGAUUUUAGAAUGCCACCAAGUACCAAUGCUUCAUACUAUACCAGAAGCGCUUGACUUCAUUGAAGAAGAAAUGUUAGGACGUCAAACUUUUGGAGAAGCGAUGAAAUCGAAGAAUAACCGGUUACCGUACAUUCAAAUCCGAGCACGACGAGUGGUGCGGAAUGUGAAAAGUGUGGCUGCUCAUACUGUUAAAAUCUGCAAAAGCUACGCGACCAGCACAGUCAUCGCCGGACUCAUAGACACUGCUAUUCUCCUUGUUUUUUUCUUUACCGGACCAGCAUGGCCCCUCUACUACGUCCUUAUUCCAGUUCUUCUGAUUACCGCUGCAAUUUUGGGCGUCUAUCACCACAUCAAACAUCUCCAAAGGCGUUACCCUCGAAUGGUUGGAGACUCCUCGGCAAUCAUGUACAAUGCCACGCCGGCUAUUCCUUCCCCAAGAGUAACCGUGAAGACAACGAGUGUUAAUGGGACUAUUAGAACAACAACAAUGAUGCGUAGGCGGUCCAAGCAGAACUUUGAGAAGCUUUUCCCGGAAGAAACGCAAUCCACCUUCAUUCUUCCGCAAAAUUUUCUGCCGAAAAAGUGAGCAAAAGAGUGGGAGUUGGGUUUAUUCAAGUCGACAUUUUUCAGGGAGACCAAAGUGAACAUUGACUGCUCGGUAGUGGAGCUUUGCUCUAGCUCUCUUGAUGACAACAACUGGGUCCAGGAACUAGCAGCACCAACCUUGAAGUAAGUUGAAUUUAGAUAAACUAAAAUUUAUCGAUUGAAUUUCAGCGGCAAAGGAACUCCUUACUCCUACGUGCUGGCCACCCCUAAUUUCCAACUCGAAAGCCGAAUGAACUGUCUGCAAACCUGGUUCCACCACCACAAAAAGUUCUUCUACUAUAUUCCAUCGACGACAACGUUCCUCUCCGGCAUGGUUGAGGUAGGGUACUCCGAACUUCUACUUCUUCCCCCUAUUGAAUGACACCAACGCGUGUUGCAUGUGCCUAUUAAACAUCGAACCUUAUCGUGAAUAGUCAUAAAAGCCCAUAAAUAUGUAUUUCUGACGUAAUUUCACUUGAUUUCUGAAAGAUCAAAAGUGACAGCAAAUGUCAGAUGUUCCCUUCCGUCCUCCUGACCGUUUUAUCACGCAUUAGAACUGAAACUGAAACUGAAACUCUAGAGAAAAGAUGUAGUUUAGUGCUGAAAUGUUGACCUGAAUACAUAUAAUUUUGUUUCAGAUUGCCUACAUUCUCGGCCAUACCAACUGGGAAGGUACUGUGUGUGUCCCUUCCACGUCACAAAUCCUUGAAGGACCUGAUGAUAUCGCGGAAGACGAGAAAGACCACACCAGAGCAGCACGUCGGCGUCGGAAUGAUUGCUAUCAAAUCGCGUUUUGCUAUCUUAAGGUACUAGCAUCACUUUUUUCUUCAAAAAGUUUUCGCUCAUUUCCGAGUGGGAUUACGUUAGGAUAUUCGGGAGCUCGGACGGAUAUUUGUGGAAAAUAAUGACGUGUAUCUUUUUUUGCUGCAUACAUAAGUCGAUGAGCUUCUUUUCCGUCCUCCUUUUCUUUUUCGGAAGAAGAAAAAGGAGGGGGGGGAAGAAUUCGAUCCGAUGUUUCCAAAGCGAGUUUGUUUUAAGAUCAGGUUACAUGAAUGAGAAAGAGAUGGGGAAAAUAAGAAAAAGAGCAGGCCUCCGAGCCGAGCAGCCUAGCGAUCCUAUAUAUUUUGGCAAAACAACACUUAUGACAUCAUCGCGUGCUCACUCAAGAGAACUUUGAGAGAGCUAAAAACCUGAUCAGGGACCAACAUUACUCAAUUUUUGCAGGAUAUGGCAAAACGACGACAAUGCCGAGUAUUCACUGAUAUCGCCGUUGCUGUCAAAGCCCUCGUGGAUCCAUCGAUUCGUGGGGUUUGA